AUGGCCGGCACAAAACGCACCUGGGACGGCCAACCCCUCGAACCCGCAACCAUGACCUCCGCCGCCCCAGCCCCCGCCUCAAUCCAAAGCAUGUUCGAAACCUUCCGCAACGAACUAGACGAACACCACGACCGACGCGAGCGCCUAAUCAAAACCAGCCGCGACAUCACAGCUCUCAGCAAGAAGAUAAUCUUCUCCCUCCAACGAAUCCGCACCCCAGCCUCCCCCCUCCCCCCCGCCAUCGCAACCGAAACCACCCACCGCUUCACGCAAAUCACGCGCCUCUUCGAAUCCACCCUCCCCGACCUCGCCACCCUGCACCGCCACCGCUACCAGCGCCAACUCAGCGGCGCGAUCCAGGAGUUCAUCGAAGCGCUCUCCUUCCGCCACUACCUGACCACCCAGACCCUCAUCACCAUGCCGGAAGUGCGGGCUCACCUGCCGGACGGCAUCCCGCUCACGGAGGAGGAUUACCUGAUGGGGGUUUUCGAUCUCACGGGGGAGGUGAUGCGGUUUGCGGUGACGGGGUUGUCAACGGCCACGAUUGAGGGUGCAAAUCAUGGUACUACCAGCAAGAAGGACGGGGACGGCAAGAAAAUCCACCUCCGCCCCGAGCAAACCGCCAUCGUCGUGGAUCUCCGGGCGAUGCGGUCGGCCAUCGAGCUCCUGAGUAUCCCGCGACGGCAUGCCGGGGCCAUGUUCCGGGAUAUCGGCCGCAAGACCGAGGUGAUGCAGGGGUCUGUGGAGAAGGUGGAGCGCGCGGCGUAUGGGAUCCUGGUGCGCGGGAGUGAGCGGCCCAAGGGGUGGAGGCCGGAUUUCGGGGGGGAUUCUUAUCUGAUUGAUUGA
Messenger RNA from Aspergillus brunneoviolaceus CBS 621.78, 846 nucleotides. RefSeq names its product translin family protein. Bases 1 to 846 code for a protein of 281 amino acids. NCBI's taxonomy places the organism in Eukaryota, Fungi, Ascomycota, Eurotiomycetes, Eurotiales, Aspergillaceae. The transcript is spliced from 3 exons. Gene Ontology annotation, cellular component: cytoplasm; nucleus. Gene Ontology annotation, molecular function: RNA binding; RNA endonuclease activity; sequence-specific DNA binding. The record is from RefSeq and is a predicted model, not a curated record.